UCUGAGUGUAUUUAAGGAGAAGUCGCCCCACAUCCUGGAGCCGUGUGACUCUCGGCACUGCACACCGCACACUGCUGCGCCAAAAACACCCGCUGCACCUCCAUCCUGCGCGGCUCCGGACGGACGGCGGUGAGGAUGCGGACUUCUCUGGUCGUGUGCUUCUGCGUGUUUGCGCUGCAGUGUUUCCAGAGCAUGCUUGGUGCUCCGGUGCGCGGAGCCGGCAGGUACAAAGCGGCACCGGCCUCUGAGAAGUCCCCGGACCUGAAGAAGAGGGGGAAGGCUCCUCACCCUCAGGGUUCGGUGAAGGAGGCGAGUCCGUCCACCAACACUUCCAGCACAUGGAACCGGCCACGCUGUGGCGUACCGGACUUCCCCAACCAGAAGGAGCUGCAGUACCGAGGUCGACACCGCCAGAGACGCUUCGUUCUGCAUGGAGGACGUUUUGACAAGAAGGAUCUCACCUACAAGAUCGAACGCUUCCCCUGGCAGAUGGACGAGGAGAGGGUGCGGCGUGUGAUCCGGGAGGCGGUGAAGAUCUGGAGCGACGUCACACCGCUCACUUUCACCGAGGUCCGCAGAGGGAUUGCCGACAUCCGGAUCGACUUUUCCAGCUACUGGCAUGGAGACAACCUCCCGUUUGACGGCCCAGGCGGGAUUCUAGCUCACGCUUUCUUCCCGAAAACGCAUCGGCAGGGCGACAUUCACUUCGACUACGACGAGUCCUGGACUCUGGGGAACUACAUGGGUACAGACCUUCUGCAGGUCGCCGCCCAUGAGUUCGGGCACGUCCUGGGCCUGCAGCACUCGCGUAAGCCCAAAACCGUCAUGUCCGCGUACUACUCCUUCUCCUACCCACUGAGGCUGAGCGAAGACGACAAGCUGGGCAUCCAGUACCUGUACGGAGCUAAACCACAGGUCCUGCCCCCACCGCCAACCCCGGCUCCAAGGGCUCUGGUCCCCAAAACAGAGACCAACGAACUUAAUCCUGACGCCUGUCAGACGGACUUUGACGCCGUGUCGAUGAUCCGAGGGGAGCUGUUCUUCUUUAAGUCAGGCUACGUUUGGAGGAUCAGGGAUCCUGGAGGAUCGGCGCGUCUGGAGAGCGGGUAUCCGGCGCUGGCCUCCCGACACUGGAAAGGGAUCCCGACGAAGAUCGACGCCGCCUUUGAGGACAAGUCAGGGAACAUUUGGUUCUUUCAAGAUGAUAACUACUGGGUGUUUGACGCUGAGAUGCACAUCAGGGGCCCCGAGUCCAUCAGGAGUUUAGGAUUGUCCACAUCCAGCAUCCAGGCUGCCCUUCGCUGGGGUCACGACCCCAACUACAACAUCUACUUCUUCAAGUCCGGUAGCUACUGGAGGUUCAGUCCCCGUGAGAACCGGGUCGAGUCGCCCCAACCGCGCAGCAUGCAGUACUGGACCGGCAUCCCCGAGGAUGUUGACGCUGCCUUCAGGGACACCCACGGCUUUGCUCAUUUUAUCCGAGGACGUCAGUACUGGAAGUUCGAUCCUGUCGGCAUGAACUCGUUGGAAGGUUACCCCCGUUACGUCGGCAUGGAUUUCUUUGGGUGCAGGAACGAGUGAGUCUGUGAAGAUUCGCCAACCCUGAUUCCUUUGACGCGAAGAGAAGUUAAUGGAAUAAAAACUGCAGACUCAUGGGGACGAGAUGAUUUUUACACCUGUUUAUGCUUCACUGCAUUUAUUGACACUCAGAUCAAUUUAUGCCUUCUUCUCAGGAAAAAAACCCCACCUUCCCUCAGAUCUGGCACCUCCUGUGCAGCUCUACUCGUAUUUAUUUUUGCACAUUUUUGUGUCACCAUGAGCCCAAGACCCUGGAUUCAGUCUCGCCUGAGCCAGAAACUGUUUAAUGAACUGUUGUUCUCUGUGUGGUCAGUGUUGGAUGUUUCAGUUUGUGUUUUCAUCAACAACGCACCUCAGAGUGUUUGAAGAGUGACAUCAGACUCAUAGCGGCGGUCAGUGAAGGGUUUAACUCUAGGAGUCAGUCAGCAAGUAGAUGCAGAGUCGUUUCCAGUCAGAUUUCACUGUUUUUCAAUCAGAACCAAGAAAAUGGGCUUUAUACUAGAUUUGGACGCCUUAAAAAUGAGUCACAGCAAGAAGGUUUUGUAAGGUCCUGCUAUGUUCUUUGCAGAGUCUUAUUGAGAUCUUUGUCAGAUUUUGUUGAUGUCUCUGAAGGGUCAUUUAUGAUCUGUGCAGUGUUGCAAAGGCCUUUGCAGAGUCUUGACGUCAACUGUGCAAUGUUGAGGUCAUUGCACGGUUAUUGAAAGUUUGCAGUCUGCAACAAGCUAUCUGAAGUUUGACUCCAGCUAGCUUGAGUCUAAAAUUUAGCAUCAGUUCUAAACCAGGCUCCAGUUUAUUUUUUUCAGUUAGUUAUUCUUUGAUUUAAUUAGCUAAGUUGCUUUAACGGUUGACAUUUUCAUCCAGGUUUAAGCAAAGCAUCUAAAACAUUACCAUUUCAAUUUUAUUCUCGGAUGCUGUUUUAGUUUUUUCCUGCCUGAUAUCAAAACAUCCCAGAGAAAAGCAGACGGUUACUUCAGGUCUAACCAUGGAGCCGUUGCACCUCUGAUUUCUAUGUUUUCACGGGAACUCUGUGUGGCUUUGCUUGGACCGCCUCAACUGAUUUUCACCUCUCUCUGUAGAAGUUCCUAUGUUCUGUUGUUGUGAUUCAUGGUUUCCAAAAACAGGAAAACAGAUCAAGUUGCAUUUAAUCAACUCCUGAGGUUCGGUGUUUCCCCUUCAAGACACAAAUAUGCAAAAAAUCUGGUCCUGGAUGCAAAAACCAGAGUAAAUAUUUAUUUCUCUAAGGGUUUGUUACACUUUUCUUACAUCUUUGCUGAUUGAGAAACAGGCAUUUGAUUCAUUUUUCAAGUUUGGAUGUGAAUUGAACAACAGAGGAGUGACUUUGUUUGGUUUUACCACAGUUCCUCAUCUAGUUAUCUUCCUAUUUGAACUGGAAUUUUUUUCUCUUUUAAAUUUAAAAUGAGAAGAAAAGUUGAUUCUGCUGCAGCUGCUUGUGUCUGAUUUCACUCUUCUCACUUCAUGGUCGCAGAAGAAGCUGCAGUGCGCCAUCUCGGCGCCGGAACGGAGCCUGAUGACGUCACUGCACAUCGAUCAAAUGGUGCUCUGUGUUUUCUGUUAGUCAGUGAUGCGUUCAGGGACCGCAGCGGUUCUCCACCACUGGGCGAAUUAGUGGUAAACUUGUUCUGGUAAACUGAAAAUGAAAAACAUGUAAAAACUUAAAAUUUUAAAAUAAUAUUCUCCUGAAUCCAACUGGAGAAAUUCAGAUUUUAACAUUAUUUUGAAAGUCAGAAUGAAUUUUCUUUUAACUGUUAGCUGUUUAUUUUUCCUGUGUAAAAUAUUGAGACGUUUACUUUUAAUUUACUAUUGUAGCCUCAGGUUUUCUUCAUUGGUAAAAAAAAAUCACUUAAUCGGGUUUUACAUUUUAUUUUAUGGUUCUCAAAAUAAAAGCAGCAAAUGUUUGAUUGACUAAGAAGAAAAGUUUAUUUGAAAUUUGUUAUUUUAACUUUUCAGUCCCUGCAGAGGUCAUCCCUGCUCUAAUCACAGUGGUGAUAAGUUUACUGAGUGGCAGAAAGACAAUCAAUUUUGGGAAAAUGUUAAUAGUUACAAAAGAAAGCAAAAAAAAAUCGCUGGAUAAAUUUUUUAUAAAAGCCAAUGUUUGUAUGAAUUAAUUUGCUUACAUGUUUCUACUCAAGUUAUUUUUUUAUGACGAAGUCACAUUAUGUUUUAGACUCAAACGUUCAGCAUUGUGACUCCAUCCAUGCAGCAUCCUAUGAUCUAUAUAGGGACAAAAUUAGUAUUUUAUCAAUAAUUGAAUCUCUUAGUAGUUUUUUUUUUUAUGAAUUUAUCUGAAUUCAGGCACAGGAGUAAAAAAGCAGUCCUUGAGCUUUACAUCAAGCUAUAAUGUUAUUUGCUGACCAGAAACAAACCUGGACUGUUGCCUUCAUUCUUUCAUGCAUGUUUGUGAAAUCCUUUAAAACACUUGGGUGAACAUAGCCACGCCUUUGAGGUGCAGCUCCUCCUCAGAGCUGCGGUUUCCAAGUUUUCAAGCGUCUGCCUCAACCCAGCUCCUUCAGACUAGCCACCAGCAAUUAGCAAAUUAUUAGCUGAGCUCAUUAAAGGAGCUGCUUCUCGGUGAAACGCUGGUUGAUAAAGGGUUAAUAGAGGAGCCAUGUUGUGAUCAGAAAGAGCAGGAGUUUCUUAAAAAGACAGAGACCCAAUUUCAAGAUGCUAAAUUACUAAAUCAAAUCUCUUUUAAGUCAUAUUUGAUAUAAUUUGCAUUUUUAUAACAACUGUAACAUAGUUACUUGAUUAUGUCAUAAAAUGGCCGAAAAAUAUGUAAUACUUCUUUAAAGACUUAAAAAGUUUCAGGGAAAGUCAGGCUUGAAGGAAAAUACGAGGAAAACUCAGCUGGAUUAAAACUUUUGCACAGAUUGCUGAACUCCUGGUGAAUAAUCUCGGAUUGCAGCCUUUUUGGAGAACCGCUGCUCCUCAGCUUUGCAUCUUUUCUUGCUGCAGCACUUGAACUUUGAAGUUUCGGCCCAGACCGUUGUGUUCAUCGUCGUUCUCCUCAGUGCAGGACGCUGACGAGUCGUUUCUGUUUUUAUCGUUCAGACUUUGCUGUUUUCCUCACAAUCUGCUGUGUUUGACUCAGUUGAUCUCAUUUAUCAGACUUAUUCCAACAUGUUUAUGCACAAACAGCAAAGCUUUUUGUACAUACAUGUUUAAAUUCUGUAUAUUUAACCAAAUGUAGGCUAUAACCUGUAAAAAUGUAGGAACUAUGUAUGUUUUUCCUGUUUUGUUUUUUAUUACUUUGAAUAAAUCUUUUACCUUUUGUCUAACAACAGA
Poeciliopsis prolifica (blackstripe livebearer) is the source of this 4881-nucleotide messenger RNA. RefSeq names its product matrix metallopeptidase 11a (gene mmp11a). The coding region runs from base 136 to 1581 and encodes 481 amino acids. Gene Ontology annotation, biological process: extracellular matrix organization; proteolysis; collagen catabolic process. Gene Ontology annotation, cellular component: extracellular matrix. Gene Ontology annotation, molecular function: zinc ion binding; metalloendopeptidase activity. The record is from RefSeq and is a predicted model, not a curated record. The transcript is spliced from 8 exons. Lineage: Eukaryota; Metazoa; Chordata; Actinopteri; Cyprinodontiformes; Poeciliidae.